CGCAAACUGCGACGCUUGAAUCCCGUAAGUUUUUGGCUACUGAAUGGCAUGGUACGGUCUUAGCAAAAACAAUGGCAAUACUUGUUACUCUGUAUAUAUUUUUAUCUCUUCAAAUUUAUAGGCUUUUCUAUAUUUUUUUUCAAUUUCACGAAAGCUUUUAAGCGCAAUCCCCCUUCGCAUGGAACAUUUUUAACGCAAAAUACAUAUCAUGAAAACGUCACGACUUUCUUGGCGUGAAUUCCUACAUUGUCACCGAUAUCCAAAAGUAAAUAAGUAUUAAAGAGGUAUUAACCUUUUGUUUUGCUACUACCGGUUAAAAUUGUGGAUAAAUCAAUUGUGAGCCAGACGUCAUCUAGCAGUGUCAGUGGAAGGUUAAACUUUACUUAAACAACAACUUACUGAAGCAGCAAGUUUACUAGAAAAACACAUUCGCUAAGGCAACACUGAAGCAUGGGUAAAGACGGUGCAAAACCUACAUCCCAGCCAGGAGCAAAAAACUCCAAAGUCUCACCCGUGAACUCACCAGACUCGCCCAAUCAACAGACUGAAGAGCCUACUGACAAACACGGUGCUGACGCAAGUGUAGCUGUUGACUUGGGCACUCAAGAUGAGGGUGCCGGUCCCUCGGGUGUUCAGGGUGACGACACCAUCCGUCCCGCCCUGGAUGGGGGCAAGCCGUCGCGUGGUGGUGGCCUCUGUGGGGUGCGCCUGGGGCUGGUGCUGGUGGGUGUGGUCGCCGUGACUGCUCUGCUCGGCUCGUCUGGACUCGGUGCGACUCUUUAUGGCGUGCAUAAAAUUCAAGCCAUGAAAUCAGGACAAGGUUGGUCUGAAUGGACGAAAUGGUCUUCCUGUUCUGCCCUGCCUUGUGGGAGGGGCGUCAAAUCACGUGUUCGCAUCUGUCAAUCAUCUACCUGCUCGGGUGAAGACAACGAAGAAACAUGGUGCUAUUCGUCAUCUUGUUCAGAUUACGACACCUGGUCAAACUGGUCAAACUGGACUACAUGCAGUGUCACGUGUUCUGGUGGUGUCCAAUCACGAACCAGGUUCUGCUUGAAUCCUUUCCGUGGGUUAGAUCGGCCUGCGUGCCGGGGAGAUAACCGAGAGGAGAGAAACUGCAACAACCAUCCUUGCAAAACGACUGCGACAAAAUUAAACGGCGGCUGGUCCUCCUGGUCCAACUGGACCGCGUGUAACGAGACCUGCGGAGGCGGAGUCAAGUCACGCAAUCGUACCUGCACCAGGCCCUCUCCUCGUUACGGCGGAGCUGACUGUCAGGGGGAGGGUGACGAGAUCAAGUCGUGUCGUACGUUCAAAUGCCAAGGUCUGGAGUCUUAUUCUAAUCUGACGUGGAUUGACGAUCAUUACUUAGAAGAUCUAUAUAGGUUCCUUGUGAAGACAGAAGUCAGCGCUUCGGCAAACUGGAGACCGUGCUAUCAAAGCUACUAUAACGCAGGGUCAGCCCGGAUGUUUCACAGUGGAUGCAACAGCAGAGGGCCCACAGUAACCAUUGUGUACGUCGGGGAUUUUGUAUUCGGUGGAUACACGGAUGUUUCAUGGGGGAGCUUGGAGAGAUAUAAGACUUCAAGGGAUUCCUUUCUGUUCAUAUUAUACGGCCCACAAGGAUACAAGCCAACAAAGCUUCCUUUAAAAACCUCCCCCUGCGAGUAUGCCAUCUAUGACGACAGCUCUUACGGGCCCACUUUUGGAGGAGGGCAUGAUUUGAGGAUCGAUCUCGACAACCCUAGCCGGUCAUUUAGCAGUCCUUAUUCGUACGAGCGGCCCCCAGGGUGCUACAAUAGAACAGCGUGCGGCACGCUGGUGGGGAGUCAAAGGUUUCGGCCUGAUUGGGUCGAGGUGUUCUACGAUGCAAACUUUGACCAAGGAGGGCUUACAUUCUCAUCCAUCUUAACCGAAAGUAGAGGCGACACCUACUGGCUAUACAACCAACUAAGGCCAGUGCAGCAGAGUCCCUCUAGUACCUGGAGACUUUGCUAUAGAGCCAGUUCAUAUGGAUGGGCGGCCAGCACGUUUCACAGCUACUGUAACAACAAGGGACCAACCGUCACCAUAGUGAAAAAGAGCAGCUACAUCUUUGGCGGUUACACGGACCAGUCCUGGACAGGCUGUAAUUGCUACAAGUCAUCAAGCAAGUCCUUCAUGUUCACUAUUUACAACACGUUCGGAUACAAACCUGCAAAGCUGCCACUCAGAUACUCACCUCAUGGAAGUGCCAUCUGCGAUCAGAACACCUACGGGCCCACAUUUGGAGGAGGUCAUGACUUGUAUAUUGCUGAUUACGCAAGUGGUAACACCAACUCGUAUACAGGUUCAAGCACCUACGAUCGACCCAAGUGGUGCACGUCUGAUAGCUGCGGUGUACUGGCGGGAAGCUACAACUUUCAACCUAGCGAUAUCGAGAUUUUCUAUGAAGUCGUUUAAAAGAUGUUUUAAAAGUUUAAAAACUUAAAGGCGGCAAUGUCACCAGUUUACUUUCGGCCAAUUUAGAUGAUUUUUAACGAAAAACGUGGAAAUAUUUUACAAAAUUGUAUGGCAGUGUUGAGGUUUCAGGUUUACGUAAACUGGUGCGAUUGCCGCCCUAAAUGUUAUUCAACCUCUAAUAACACGCCAAUCGUUUACCUUUUUCUGCACGGCCUGCUGCACAAUCAGAAUACACGUUAAGAAGUCACUUGUAGAAAACAUUAGAAAAUCUUUAAGAAUCAGAAGCUUAUUGUCCCGAAUUGACCCGUCCUUAUCACAAUUGCCUUCCAAAUGCUUACGGAUAUGUUGCUAUGGCUGGUUCAUAACUGAGCCUCUGCUAGCAGGGAAUGUAGACGGGGAUUUAUCGCACACUUCUCUCGCUUUAUUAAUUUUCGUACACUUCGUGUUAAAUAAGCGCGAGAAUAUUUCUUAAGCGAAAAUUAGCCCUUUUUUUUACUUUAAACUUUAUGUGUGGAUGAACUAUUAUUUUGAAUAAACCCACUGACCAACACUGACAUGGUUAAUCAUUAGGCGACAUAUAGACAAUGCAUAGUCUAGUUGAUGUAUAAAGAUAUUUAUUCAUUACUGAUCUAAAAACGCUUUUGUAAGACGUAUUAAAGACACAACUAUGAGAGUGUGUAAUUUUAUGUUAAUCCUUUUUUUUAGAGACUUGACAUUGUUACACCUUUGAUCUUGAUGAAGAUAUGUUUCAUCGUCUUUCAAUAAAAUUGUAUUCAUUAUCUUAA
Messenger RNA from Nematostella vectensis (starlet sea anemone), 3224 nucleotides. RefSeq lists its product as uncharacterized. Bases 451 to 2439 code for a protein of 662 amino acids. The record is from RefSeq and is a predicted model, not a curated record. The transcript has 9 exons. NCBI's taxonomy places the organism in Eukaryota, Metazoa, Cnidaria, Anthozoa, Actiniaria, Edwardsiidae.